AUGAGCACAGCGACGCUUCAGCCGUCGCAGCAACAGCAGCCGCCGCGAGCGGCCUCUGCUCAAGGUCACAGACAGAAUUUGCGACCCAGUAACCCGCAGAAUGCCAGAAGUGCCUCCCAUCCUCACCCAAGUCGCCAGAGCGACAAGGACCCGGUCAUCGACCGACCCGAUACAUCUAAGGCGUGUCGAGUAAUGCCUCCGGAGGAGAUUUCAAAAGAUCCAGAACAGAAACAGUUGGGACAGUCGUCAAGACACUUGAAACUCAGCGAUUUUGAGCUGAUGCGGACUCUGGGGACAGGAACAUUUGCUCGUGUUUGGCUUUGUCGAUUUGCGCAUCCUCAACCGCCGGAUAGGGACAGAGUUUUUGCAUUGAAGGUCCUGAAAAAGGUCGAUGUGAUCAAACUGAAGCAGGUUGAGCAUGUUCGCAACGAGCGUGAUGUUCUUGCUGCCGUCGCAGGGCACCCCUUCAUCACCACCUUGAUUACCUCAUUUUCCGACGACACUUCGCUAUACAUGCUCCUGGACUAUACGCCCGGUGGAGAGAUCUUCUCAUAUCUCCGACGAGCACGUCGGUUUCCUUUCUCAACCGUUCAAUUUUACGCCGCUGAAAUCACCCUGAUCUUGGCCUAUUUGCACGAAGUACAAUUUGUCGCAUAUCGAGAUUUGAAACCCGAGAAUAUCUUGUUGGACGUAGACGGCCAUCUGAAACUCGUCGACUUCGGCUUCGCUAAAUACCUGCCCCCAACCGCCGAUCAAGCAUCCCCCAAUAUCCCCAAUCAGAACCACCCCUAUGCGAAACCGGCAUCAGAACACCCUGAGCCACAGGCAAGUGGAGCAGGGGUGACUUACACUCUCUGCGGCACACCAGAGUACCUUGCGCCUGAGGUGAUCCGGAAUACUGGCCACGGGACGGCGGUCGACUGGUGGGCGCUGGGGAUCUUGGUGUACGAAAUGCUCAUCGGGCAGCCACCCUUCUGGGAUCAGAAUCCUAUGCGUAUCUACGAGCAGAUUGUUGCUGGCCACAUUCGCUUUCCGACGUCGCACGCAUCCCAGCCAGGACACCGUCACAGUCUUCACGUUCCUAGGGCGGCGCGUGAUUUUAUUCUCGCGCUCUGCAAAACGGAUCCCACGCAACGGUUGGGGCAAAUCGCAGGGGGCAGUAAACGUGUCAUGGAACAUUACUUUUUCGACGGUGUGGAUUGGGAUGAGAUCUAUUACAGGAAACGAAGAGGUCCCAUCAUACCUCGAGUCGAAUGGGCAGGAGAUGCGGGCAAUUUCGAUGAGUACCCUGAUCCUGUUGAAGGCGAAGAGAGCGAAGGCGGUCGGGGCAGGUAUACUGACGAAUUACGUGAAGAAUGGGAAGCUGCUUUCAAAGAUUUUUAG
This is a messenger RNA of Exophiala spinifera, 1383 nucleotides long. RefSeq lists its product as uncharacterized. Gene Ontology annotation, biological process: peptidyl-serine phosphorylation. Gene Ontology annotation, cellular component: cAMP-dependent protein kinase complex; nucleus. Lineage: Eukaryota; Fungi; Ascomycota; Eurotiomycetes; Chaetothyriales; Herpotrichiellaceae. The record is from RefSeq and is a predicted model, not a curated record. The transcript has 2 exons. Bases 1 to 1383 code for a protein of 460 amino acids. Gene Ontology annotation, molecular function: cAMP-dependent protein kinase activity; ATP binding.